CAUACCAAUAAAUGCUAUCACCUAGACAUAAUAUGUUAUUUUAGGUGUAGUUACACCAGAAUUCGUACACAUAACGAGGGUUAUCGUUACCAAAGCAGCCUUAUCUUUGUGCAAAUGACUUGCGUAUUUUAAUUUUAAAAAAAAAUGCCAAUGGCUGAACAUAGGCGUUUACAGUCAUUUCAUAUAAGGGAACAUGGAACCGCCAAUCCAUUUUCAAUAUAUAUGAAAAGUCAUGACAUUGACCCCUCUACGUCCGAAAAAAAUGUUAAUGAUUAUCCUGUGGAAUCCAUAUCGGAAAGAAAGGAUCGCGUCCUAAUGCGUAAUAUAUUGCUUUGUUUUCAUUACUUCGAUAUCCAAAACAGGGGCUUUGUCAACGUUGAUGAGGCACGUUUUAUGAUUGCAGAAGCCUUAAAACGGUGCGAAAGGUUGGGAGAAUUUCUUGAUCAAGUUCUUCGCAUAGCUGCUGACGCCCAUGGAAGUGUAAUCACAAAGGCACUUUUUAUUAAACGACUUGAAGAUUAUGUGAAAUCAUCAUCUGCACGAUCAGAUAUUUUAAUAUGGAAAUUAUGUUCUAUUAACAAUCCAAUUUGCCAAUAUUUCAGGCAAUUAAAAUUGUCUCAUGCGCAAUCUGACGGUGAUGACGUUCCUUACUCUGUGGAUGGAGAAACAGACACCGAUGAUUCAUGGGAUGGCUUUAACAACGCUAAAUCGUUGGCGACGGAUGUAAAUGCGGAAGGUGUUGAAUCUACAUUUAACCCGGUAAUUCAAUUCGCUAAAUGUGAUGUCACUGCUAAAUAUGUCAACAGUUUGAAAGAAGAAGUAUACUCUCUCCAUCACUUCAGGUGCGGCUCCAAUGGGAACACAGGGGUAAACGAAUAUAUUGUGUUCAACUUCAAUAAGAGCAAUGAAUGGUCUAAAGAUCUUAGGGGACUAAUGGAUCCAUAAAAUCAUGGUCCCAUGUACUAUACAACUUAAAAGUAUCUGGACAUCUAAAAGCAAC
Babesia bovis T2Bo is the source of this 1000-nucleotide messenger RNA. RefSeq lists its product as uncharacterized. The transcript has 3 exons. The coding region runs from base 145 to 945 and encodes 266 amino acids. Lineage: Eukaryota; Apicomplexa; Aconoidasida; Piroplasmida; Babesiidae. The record is from RefSeq and is a predicted model, not a curated record.